This is a messenger RNA of Chelonoidis abingdonii (Abingdon island giant tortoise), 2759 nucleotides long. Lineage: Eukaryota; Metazoa; Chordata; Testudines; Testudinidae. The record is from RefSeq and is a predicted model, not a curated record.
GGUUGGUGGGGGGAAGGCUCCUGGCCUGCGGCACGGGGGAGUAGCGGAAGAGACGGCGGUUUUGGGGCCCGUCUCGCCGCUAUGUUAGGGUUUUUUCCCCCGUAUUAGGUUCAGGGUGGAGUUAACGAGGCUUCGCUGCCCGAUUCUCCUGCGCGCCGUGCGGCUGUCACCGUGGUGACCGCGCUGCAGGCCCUUCUCCAGGGAGCGGCGGGGCUGCCUGCUGCGAGCUGCUCUUCCGGGACUGGCUCCUUCUGGUCUCUGCCUCCAGCCCCAGGGAGUUACCAGGGAAUGGAGACUGAUUACAAUCCCAUGGAGUUGUCCAGUAACACAGGGUUUGAAGAAGAUUCUGAAUAUAAGGACAUUGAAGGAACAGAUGUGAAAGAUAUGAGACUAGAGGCAGAAGCUGUUGUGAAUGAUGUUCUGUUUGCUGUCAGCAACAUGUUUGUCUCAAAAAAUCUUCCAUGUGCAGAGGAUGUGGCAUUUAUCAAUGUGGAGACAAGGGAGAGAAACAGAUAUUGCCUGGAACUCACAGAAGCAGGACUUAGGGUGGUGGGUUAUGCUUUUGACCAGGCUGAUGAUGGCUUACAAACUGCGUAUCAUGAGACUGUCUACUCUUUACUGGACUCUCUUAGCCCAGCAUAUCGUGAAGCUUUUGGAAAUGCACUGCUACAGAGACUGGAAGCUUUGAAAAGGGAUGGGCAAUCAUGAUUCAGUCUGCAGGAACAAGCACAUGUUGGGGAAUGAUUAAUGAUAGUGGAAAUUCUUAGUAUGAGUUACUGAGACCUUGCUUUCAGAUAUAGCCAAAAACAUACAUCAAGCUUCAUUUCUUGCCUAAACAUCUAGGUUCCUUACAAUAGUACUGACUUGUAAAAUAACAGUGUUGCUAUGGCUCUGCUUUGUCCACAAGGCUACUUUAAGUUAUCUUGGUGGACUAUAGAAGUAGUACCUUUUUUGUUUAACUCUGCUGUAGAUCAUCAGUUGAAAGUGACUUGCUUUCUACAGCAUUUGAAGAAAUUUGAUCUCUUUGCAAAGCAAUAUGAUGCAAUAUUUUAUUCUAAGAAAUAUCUUAAUUGGUACUAUGGAAAUCUUGAAUGCCAUGUAUGGAAGUAGACACAUUAAGUAUUACUAUCUGUAAAUUUUAACUCUGCUCCUUAAAACCAAAUUUUAACUACUUGCUCUAGCUAAAUUAAUGGGAACUACUUUAGUCCACUUAGAGGAUAUCUUUUGCAGCUCAAUUUUUUUUGUAUGCAAACCUGAAAACUCUCUGCUUCAUUCACAAAAUAUGCAUCUCACAAUAUCAUAUAUCAUUUGAACAUUGCUUACUCUGGGCUUGUCUGUAUUUAAAAUACUCCAGCUGUGCUGAUGUAGCUGUGCCACUGUAGCACUUCAGAAUCUCCUGUUGGAAAUCCACCUCCCCAAGAGGUGACAGCUAAGCUGCCAGAAGAAUUCUUCCAUUGAUCUAGCGUUGUCUACACAUAGACUUAGGUCAGCUUUAGUGCGCUAUUCCGGGAUGUAGAUUUUUUUCCAUAGCCCUGACCAACAUAGUUAAAUUGACCUGAUUUCUAGUUUAGACCAGAUCUUAGUGUCCUUGUUGAGUUAAAAGCAAUGUUCAGUAUUAUUCAACAUACCCUUAUCUGCAGCAACCAGUAAACAAAAGAUAACCGUUGGCAUAUGAAUGUAUCAUCUAAAUUUGCAAACGAGCUAAGCACAGAAGUAAAGUAGGAAGAACAGGUGACAUUUUUUCUUAAAUAUAGACCAUACUAAUAUAACUUUGGGAGGCCGAGGAAGACAUUUUAGCCUGUUUACUAUUCUAAAUGUUUGUUUACAUGAUGUACAGAAUAUACUCAAGUAUUUUUGCUUCAAUCUUUACUUUUUACAGUGUGAUGCUUAGAUAUUACUGUAAGCUGCCCUCUUCCUCAAUUGUACAGUGUCCUGUCCUAAAGAACAGUAAGUAUAUAAUGUCAAUGCAGUGUAUUGGUUUGAAACCCAAGGCUGUAGGAAACAUUCAGAGAUUGAUAUUGAAUUGGGAGACAGUUAUGUAUUUUCUAUUUUAUAAAAAAAAUACAAAGCUCUUUAUAAAUUUAUUGUGCUACUUUGUUUUCAAAUAUGUGGAAGAGACUUUUUGAAAAGUAUUCAGUUGGUUUAAAGCACCAGUAGUAUUGAACUAACAUUAUAUGAUCACUUUUUUGCAUUCUUAUACCAUUCAAUAUUUAUGCAUCCUUGUUUAUGUAAUUCUGCCUUUAUUCUCCCAUGUUUCAUGCUAGAAACAAAGUAAAUGUGAAUCCAAAGAGAGGGCUAGAUCAUCAGCUGUUGUAAAUAAACAUCCACUGACAUCAACAGAGCUAGACUAAUUGACACCAGCUGAGGAUCAGUUGCAUUAAUUUGUGGGACCAGUUAACAAGUUGAGCAUUUAUUAUAGUUUUGUGGCAGUGAUGCUGUAAUUAUGACUGAGAAGGCACCUACAGUCAAAGCUUCUGUUUUCAAGUGUAAUGUUUUUGUUUUAUUAUCUUCUUAGGUUGAAACAUUUCAUGUUAAUCUUCUGUCCUAAAGUUUAAUAUAUAUUUUGCUUAAAAGUAUUUUUUCAUGCUCUAAGAAAAUUGUUCAGCUCCUCCCCCCGCCCCCAGUUUUGUGGCAUGUGCUUUAAUCCUCUAUGAGGAAAAUGUACUUUGCCAAACUUAUAUCUGAAUAUCUACCCCUGUAACAAUGCACCUGUUAUUUCAAUGACUAAACACUUGAAUAAAUGCAAAACUUAUGUUUGA